This is a messenger RNA of Aspergillus oryzae RIB40, 1452 nucleotides long. RefSeq lists its product as uncharacterized. Bases 1 to 1452 code for a protein of 483 amino acids. Lineage: Eukaryota; Fungi; Ascomycota; Eurotiomycetes; Eurotiales; Aspergillaceae. The transcript is spliced from 4 exons. The record is from RefSeq and is a predicted model, not a curated record.
AUGGAAGUUGUUGGUCUCGUAUCAAGUUGUAUCGCCAUAGGAGAACUGGCAGUAAAGUCUCUAAGGCUUCUUCACUCACUACAGCAAAAAGUAAAUUACUGUGGGCUUCACUUGCAAACGGUGCGCACGCAGAUAAGCGCCGUGAAAGCAGCAGUCACCCACAUUCAAUCCUGGCUUGAUACAUGCUCAGGAAACCCAUGCAUGGUAGAAGGAUUGAUCGGGGACUUGCAGCUAUCACUUGACGGAUGCAAGUCACUUUUAGAGAUCUUCUCAGAACAGGCAACUCAAGUGAUGAAAGAGCAGAACACACAAGGAUGGAUUGAAAAGAUCAAACUUGUUUGGAAUGAAACCGACCUCACUCAGUAUCGGGACAUGCUUCGCGAUCAGGUCCAGGCUUUGAGCUUGCUAUUACAGGUUGUACAGUUACAGGACAACGACGACGGAGAGCGGCUGAGUAUGUCUUUUGACUUCGACUCAGAAGUAUUUCAAUCUCGAGCAUAUCAGGUGGCGCUCGCUCCAUACAUUCGGUACAAACUGCUAGAAGAUAGAACAGCAGCAAAAGAUAAGACAGCAGAUAAUGCUUCGGUGAUGUAUGCGGAUCCUGUUCAGGAGCUUGUGUACCACUAUAGUUACAAUGAUGUGGGCAAGACCUAUGAUGACAUCCAAUCGUUGCCACGCAUCGUCUACAGUCUUGGGGUUGAGCAAACUAAAUUGGAGAGGUUGCUUCUCGAAUCUAAACAAGACCGACGGAGGCAACUCCAUCAAAACCUAGCUCGACUGGGCCCAGUACCGCCUGGCACGCUAAAGAGCUUACUAUCAGCUUUCAGGACCACGGCAGGCCUGGUUGAGUUGAAUCGUAUAUAUCGAUUUCCCUAUGGCCUCUCUCCAAUCACCCUGGAUGAUCUCAACAGCUUUCGACGUGCCUGGAGGAUAUGCGAUCCCUUUGCCACUGGCUAUAUACGCCAAACCCAAUUUCCACUGCUUCUGCGUGAACUGGAGGAUCCCUUCUCCGUUCGCCUCUAUCAUCCCGAAUUUUCGAUACAUAGAUUGUUGUCGGGGAUUGAUACAACACUGGCCCCUCCUGGUUCUGGUCCCUUUUUACAGAUCUUGGCGGGGAAACUGGAGAAACUACCGGUGAGCGAGGUAAAAAGGAGAGUCGUGCUUGAUCUUCUUUUCAACGAAGUAUCGGUUAUGCUGAACCCUCUCAGGGGAAUUAAAUUCGUGUCAGCUCUGGUGAGCAUAUUAAACUUCAAGAGAUCUACUGAUGCGGAUUGGAGAUCAGCAAGCAGCCGCGACGUCUGGCUUGCGGUUCAGCAAAGCUCUUCGACGAUGCUUGGGGCCGCACUGCGCCGUCAUAUUAGACUGAUUCGAGCUGAAGAGAAAAGAAAAAUCGCUGUUAUUAUUGGGUUUUUUGACACACUUUAUUGGCAUCACACCGUGGAUCAAAUGUGA